Schistosoma curassoni is the source of this 489-nucleotide messenger RNA. The record is from the annotation of a GenBank genome assembly. Lineage: Eukaryota; Metazoa; Platyhelminthes; Trematoda; Strigeidida; Schistosomatidae.
AUGUUUGCAAAUCUUCAGAUUGUCGUUCCAGAGUUCGCGAUUAAAUUUUACGGUACUGACGUCACAUCGCUCUUCAUAGACAGACAAGGUUCGAUAGUAAUGAACAAAGGAAGCGUCAUAGGACAAAUUGACAAUGUUUUCACAAGAAGUUCGGUGAACGUCUUUCAGAUUUCAAAGGGAAAGGAAUUAUUAGCCAUCAGACAGUCUUAUCAUAAGCAAAGUUCUAAUGAGGAUCUUACAUUCAAGGUAACCACUAUGAUAAGUUCAAAUGGGAAGAUAUCUUUCUAUUAUGAAAACGUUCCUAAGACAACAGUGACAAAGCACGUGAGAUCGGGCAUUAGCGUUGAAAUUCAGUGUGGAAAAAAAGGAAAUGAGAAAGAAAUUGAAGUACGUGUUCACAGAAAAUGGAUCCGAAGUGGAACCUUAGUGGAGUAUGAAGCUCUCGGAGACUGUCCGAAAUACAAUUCGAGUGAAGCGGUAAAAAUGUGA